Messenger RNA from Ahaetulla prasina, 17331 nucleotides. It is a transcript of the gene MUC5AC, whose product is annotated as mucin 5AC, oligomeric mucus/gel-forming. Gene Ontology annotation, cellular component: extracellular matrix. Lineage: Eukaryota; Metazoa; Chordata; Lepidosauria; Squamata; Colubridae. Gene Ontology annotation, molecular function: protein binding. The transcript is spliced from 50 exons. The record is from RefSeq and is a predicted model, not a curated record. Bases 24 to 16286 code for a protein of 5420 amino acids.
UGCUGCCAAGCUCCCCAGGCAGGAUGGGGAUAGACAGGGGGACCCGAAUACCACUAUGGAUACCCAUACUAAUGAUCAUCUUAAGCCAUCAGAAAGUACAUGCCCAGUCUGAAUAUCAGCAAUCCCAGUACGAGGACCAGCAAUCCCAAUAUGUGGAUCAGCAAUCCCAGUAUGAAGAUCAGCAGUCCCAAUAUGUGGACCAACAGCCCUUCGGUCCUGAGGAUCAGCAAGUGCAGCAGACACAUGACUAUUUUACUACAUUAGCUCCCUCAGGUCCUGUGAGCAUGAUCCCUGCAUUGAGAACAACAAUGGUUAUCAAAACUGGAAACUCAGCUCAUAAUCAUAGAGUGUGUAGCACUUGGGGCAAUUUCCACUUCAAGACCUUUGAUGGAGAUAUCUUUCAGUUUACUGGACUCUGCAAUUAUGUCUUUGCAUCCCACUGCAAAUCCUCUUAUGAAGACUUUAAUGUGCAAAUAAGACAUUCGGUGGUUAAGAAUGUUCCCACUAUAAGCCAUGUGGCUUUAAAACUUGACGGAUUACCUAUUGAACUGACUUCAAGUUCCAUUACUGUCAACGGAGAGCCGGUUCAACUGCCUUACAGCCACUUAGGAAUUCUGAUGGAGAGAAUCUCAGGUUAUAUUAAGGUCCAUGGGAAAAUAGGAGUCACCCUGUCGUGGAAUGAAGAGGAUUGCCUUUUGCUGGAAAUAAAUGAAAAAUAUGCUAAUCAAACUUGUGGCCUUUGUGGAGAUUUCAAUCAAAUCGCAACCUACAAUGAAUUCUUUUCCAACAAUGUCCAGCUGACUCCUUUGCAGUUUGGAAACAUGCAGAAGAUGGACGGACCCACAGAACAAUGCGAAGAUCCUGUCCCUUUACCUGGAGGCCAAUGCAACCAGGAGUCUACCGCUCCGUGCCAAAAUAUACUGACUGGUAAUGCAUUUGAAGCUUGCAAUGCAUUGGUUGAUGUGCAUGACUACAUUGAAGCUUGCAUACAAGACUUAUGCCAAUGUGAUCAGUCUGUGACUGAAGUCUGCAUCUGUAACACCUUUGCUGAGUACUCCAGGCAAUGCUCCCAUGCUGGUGGACAACCACUUGAAUGGCGAACAGAAGAUUUUUGUCCCAAGUCUUGUCCUUUCAACAUGCAGCAUCGAGAAUGUGGAUCCCCCUGUUUCGACACUUGUACCAAUUCUGAACAGUCCCAGUUAUGUGAAGAUCACUGUAUAGACGGUUGCUUCUGUCCCCCCGGCACUGUGUUUGAUGACAUUAACAAUUCUGGCUGCAUCCCCAUUUCGGAUUGUUACUGUACUUACAACGGGGAUUCUUAUGCUCCUGGUACUUCUUUUUCCUCCCAAUGCAUUUCAUGUUCAUGCACAGGGGGACAAUGGACUUGCAUCAGCCUUUCAUGUCCUGGAAUAUGUUCCGUUGAAGGUGGCUCCCAUAUCUCCACUUUUGAUGAGAAACACUAUUCCUUUUUUGGGGACUGUAGCUAUGUACUCACUAAGCUCUGUGAUAGCAAUGACUUCACUGUUCUGGGAGAAAUUCAAAAGUGUGGCCUGACAGAAACUGAGACAUGCCUGAAAGGAUUAGCUAUAAGCAUUGACGGAGGACAGACAGUGAUUGUGAUCAAGUCUAAUGGAGAUGUGUAUGUGAAUAUGAUUCUCACUCAGCUGCCUAUCUCAGCAUCCAAUGUCACCAUAUUCAGCCCUUCCUCAUUCUUCACUAUGGUACACACAAAACUUGGAUUCCAGAUGGUGGCACAAUUUCUUCCAAUAUUUCAGGUGUUUAUAUACAUGGACCCAAGCCACAAAGGGCAGACAUGUGGUCUCUGUGGAAAUUUCAAUGGUAUCCAAACAGAUGACUUUAAAGCUAUCAGUGGGGUGACAGAAGGAACCCCUGCUGCCUUUGCUAAUACCUGGAAAACACAGGCAGACUGCCCCAACGUCAAAAACAUAUUUGAAAACCCCUGUACUCUCAGUAUAGAAAAUGAAAAAUAUGCUUCACACUGGUGCGGAUUGCUGACUGACACCAAGGGGCCCUUUCAGAAAUGCCACUCAAUAGUAAACCCAGCCGUUUACCACACUAACUGCAUGUUUGACACCUGUAACUGUGAAAAGAGUGAGGACUGCAUGUGUGCUGCUCUCUCAGCUUAUGUCAGGGCCUGUGCUGCUAAAGGAGUAUUGCUAAGUGGAUGGAGGACUACUGUCUGUGCCAAAUUCCAAAUUUGUCCUGAAACCUGGACUUAUCAUUACAACAUUGAGACCUGUCAAGCCACCUGCAGAGCUCUCAGUGAGGUUGAUGUCACCUGCAAAAUCAAGUUCUCUCCAGUGGAUGGAUGUACCUGUGAAGAAGGGACAUACCUGGACGACAGUGGCAAAUGUGUGCCUGCCUCUAAGUGCCCUUGUUACCACAAAGGAUCUGCCAUUCCAUCUGGAGAGGUGGUUCAUGACAACGGCAUCAUGUGUACCUGUGUACAAGGCAAGCUUCAGUGCAUUGGGGAAGUGAAACCACCAACAGAUUGUGAUGCUCCUAUGGUCUACUUUGAUUGUAACAAUGCCACAGCUAACGCUCAUGGAGUUGAAUGUCAGAAGAGUUGCCAGACACUUGAUAUGGGAUGUUACAGUGCACAGUGUGUCUCUGGUUGUGUAUGUCCUGAUCAGCUAGUAUCUGAUGGCACAGGCAAAUGUAUACCUGCAGAAGAAUGUCCAUGUGUUCACAAUGAAGCCACAUACAAACCAGGAGAAACUAUAAAAGAUAAAUGUAAUACUUGCACAUGCAAGAACCGAAAGUGGAUAUGCUCUAAUAAACCUUGUCUGGAAACUUGCUCAGUUUACGGAGAUGGUCAUUAUAUCACCUUUGAUGACAAACGAUAUGCUUUCAAUGGAGUCUGUGAAUACACACUAGUCCAGAAUCAAUGUGGUAAAAAUAAGACAAAUAAAGACACUUUCCGGGUUAUCACAGAGAAUAUCCCCUGCGGCUCUACAGGGACUACCUGUUCAAAAGCCAUUAAGGUGUUCGCUGGGAACUAUGAGUUACUACUUACAGAUGGAAAAUUUGAGGUGAUACAGAGACUUCCUGGUGGAGGCAAAGUGCCGUUCAAGAUCCGAUACAUGGGCAUCUACAUGGUGAUUGAAAUUUUUAAUGGAGACGUGAUCACGAUAUGGGAUAAGAGAACCAGUCUGUUCAUUAAACUCGGAGCAGACUUUAAGGGUGAGGUCUGUGGCCUUUGUGGAAACUAUGAUGGCAAUGACAUCAAUGAUUUCACCACCAGGAGCCAGUCUGUAAUAGGAGAUGUCCUGGAGUUUGGUAACAGCUGGAAAGUUUCUCCCACUUGUCCAGAUGCCCCAAGCACCAGGGAUCCAUGUUCUGCAAAUCCCUAUAGGAGUUCCUGGGCGCAGAGGCAGUGUAGCAUCAUUAACAGCAAGACAUUUGCUCUCUGCCAUCCUCAGGUUGAACCAACUAAAUAUUACGAAGCGUGUGUAUCUGAUGCCUGUGCUUGCGACACUGGAGGAGACUGUGAAUGUUUCUGUACAGCUGUAGCUGCAUAUGCCCAGGCAUGUCAGGAGGCUGGUGCAUGCAUCUCUUGGAGAACUCCAUCCAUCUGUCCUUUAUUCUGUGAUUACUACAAUAAAAAGGGAGAGUGUGAAUGGCAUUAUCAACCUUGUGGUUCUUCUUGCAUGAAGACCUGUAGGAAUCCACACAAUUGUUCACUUGAAUUAUAUGACUUGGAAGGAUGCUAUCCAAAAUGUCCAGACGAUAAACCCUACUUUAAUGAAGAUGAGAUGGACUGUGUCUCCCUUGAUAAGUGUGGCUGCUUUGAUGAUAAAGAAAACUAUUAUAAACCAGGAGAAAAAUUGCCUUCAGAAAAGAGCUGUCAAUCAUGUUAUUGUUCAAUGGACAGUGAAGAGGACUGCAGAUAUGAUGAAAAUGAAUGCUACUGUAUCUAUGAAGGAAAGAUAAGCAAACCUGGCGAGAUCAUCUAUAAUACAACUGAUGGCAUUGGAGGGUGCAUCACUGCAAUUUGCAGUCAAAAUGGCACAAUUGAGAGGAAUAUCUUUCCAUGUUCCACAACUCCUACCAGUAUUCCCACUACUACUGUCUUUGUAUUUACUAACACCACUUCACCAGCAAUGCCCAUGACUACAUCCGUCUGUGUUCAGGAAGUAUGUCAUUGGUCAGCGUGGUAUGAUGGGAUGCAGCCUGGCUCGGGAAAUAAUGAUGGAGAUUUUGAAACUUUUGACAAUCUAAGAGCUAAAGGCUACCAAGUCUGCAAAACUCCAAAAGCUGUUGAAUGUAGAGCAGAGAAAUUCCCCAAUACUCCAUUAACUACAUUGGGCCAGAAAGUAGAAUGCAGCAGGACAGUUGGAUUAAUUUGUAAUAAUAUGGACCAGCAUCCAGAAAUCUGCCAAAAUUAUCAAAUCAAAAUUCUAUGCUGUAGCUUUGUACCAUGUGGCAAUUAUACUACAGCUUCCAUACCUGAAACUACCACAGUAAUUCAAACAACUACAGUACCAGCUACUAUUUUGACAAGUACCACUGCUUUCACAAGUACAAUUAAAGGAACCACUAAGAUCUUAACAACAACCCCAGAAAUCACUGUUUUACCUACUAGCACUACAAUCCCGUCUACCAUGGAAACUGGAUCUCCAACAACAGAAAUGAUGAAGAAAACAACUUGCGCGCCUAUCUGCAAAUGGACAGAAUGGUAUGAUGUGCAUUUUCCUACAUUGGAUAAUGAAGGCGAUUUUGAAACAUAUGACAUUAUUAAAGCCACGGGAAAAGAUAUCUGUGAAAACCCAGAACAUAUAGAAUGCAGAGCUGAGAAAUUCCCUAAUAAAACUAUUGUUGAAAUUGGCCAAAAGGUCCAGUGCAAUGUAUCCUUUGGAUUUGUUUGCAGAAAUAAAGAUCAGAUGGGAAUGCUGCAAAUAUGCUAUAACUAUCAAAUUAAAGUCUAUUGCUGCAACAACGAAUGCUUGACAACUCCUACAAAAACUUCAACAAGGGUCACAACACCUCAAACAACUUCUACAAUCAUUACUACAACUUCAGGAACAACAAAUCCAAAUAUAACAACACCACAACAUACAUCUACCUCAGUUCAAGAGACAACUACAGUUACAUUACCGCCUGCCACUACUAAAUAUAAAACCACGCUUCCUACAAUUUCUACUACAAAAUUUUCAUUGACAACUACUGCUAUGCAACCAAGUUCCACUACAGCUCCUCUAACUACAACAUUUCUUCCAACAAAAGGUACACGAUCAACAACAUCUGAACAAACCAGAGUAACCACCACAAUACCUCUUCCAACUACAACAAAGACACAAAUACCUACAACAAUUUUUACAACAAGCAUAACAACACCAAUCUCCAAAAUAACUACUACAUCACUGAAAACAACAAAAAUACCUACAUCAAUAUUAACAACAACAAAACAAGUAACUAAGACAACAGAAAAACAAAUUUUUACACAAUACCACACAACAAAGCUGCCAUCUACAGCACCUCAGAUUGUUGAAACAACAUCCUUUCCAACAACUGCCACUUCGAGCACCAGCCAUCCAGUUUCAAUCACAACGCCCUUUAGAACACCAACACGGGAAGUGAUAACCACAACCACACCACCCACCUCAACUGUGAUAAUUACCACCAGCAUAACCCCAACUGCUUUGCCCACCACUACCCAGUUACCCACACCAAGAACAACUCUCACUACGACCACUCCACCAACGACCACAUGUGCGCCUGUCACCUGCCAAUGGUCAGAAUGGUUUGAUGUUGACUUUCCCACUUCUGGACCCGAAGGAGGAGACCUUGAAACUUACAGCAACAUCCGAGCCGCGGGAGGGAGAAUCUGUGAAAAGCCUAUAAAUAUAAAAUGUCAAGCUGUAAAUCACACAGACCUAAGCAUUGAACAACUCGGUCAAGUCGUUCAGUGUGAUGUCACAGUUGGACUGAUAUGCUACAAUAAAGACCAACCUGGAGAAACUAAGCAAUGCAUGAAUUUCAGGAUUAGUGUGCUUUGUUGCGAAGAAAACCCCGAAUGCAAAACAACAACUUUGCCACCCACCUCAACCGUGAUAACCACCACCAGCAGUACCACCAAAGAAACAAGUCCCACCAUCACGACGACAGUCAUCCCUCCCAAAACUCCCACAGUAAGCACAACUGCUAUGCCUACCACUAUCCAGUUACCCACACCAAGAACAACUCUCACUACGACCACUCCACCAACGACCACAUGUGCGCCUGUCACCUGCCAAUGGUCAGAAUGGUUUGAUGUUGACUUUCCCACUUCUGGACCCGAAGGAGGAGACCUUGAAACUUACAGCAACAUCCGCGCCGCGGGAGGUAGAAUCUGUGAAAAGCCUUUAAAUAUCAAAUGUCAAGCUGUAAAUCACACAGACCUAAGCAUUGAACAACUCGGUCAAGUCGUUCAGUGUGAUGUCACAGUUGGACUGAUAUGCUACAAUAAAGACCAACCUGGAGAAACUAAGCAAUGCAUGAAUUUCAGGAUUAGUGUGCUUUGUUGCGAAGAAAACCCCGAAUGCAAGACAACAACUUUGCCACCCACCUCAACCGUGAUAACCACCACCAGCAGUACCACCAAAGAAACAAGUCCCACCAUUAAGACGACAGUUAUCCUUCCCAAAACUCCCACAGUAACCACAACUGCUUUGCCCACCACUACCCAGUUACCCACACCAAGAACAACUCUUACUACGACCAUUCCACCAACGACCACAUGUGCGCCUGUCACCUGCCAAUGGUCAGAAUGGUUUGAUGUUGACUUUCCCACUUCUGGACCUGAAGGAGGAGACCUUGAAACUUACAGCAACAUCCGAGCCGCGGGAGGGAGAAUCUGUGAAAAGCCUAUAAAUAUAAAAUGUCAAGCUGUAAACCACCAAGACCUAAGCAUUGAACAACUCGGUCAAGUCGUUCAGUGUGAUGUCACAGUUGGACUGAUAUGCUACAAUAAAGACCAACCUGGAGAAACUAAGCAAUGCAUGAAUUUCAGGAUUAGUGUGCUUUGUUGCGAAGAAAACCCCGAAUGCAAGACAACAACUUUGCCACCCACCUCAACCGUGAUAACCACCACCAGCAGUACCACCAAAGAAACAAGUCCCACCAUUAAGACGACAGUUAUCCUUCCCAAAACUCCCACAGUAAGCACAACUGCUUUGCCCACCACUACCCAGUUACCCACACCAAGAACAACUCUUACUACGACCAUUCCACCAAGGACCACAUGUGCGCCUGUCACCUGCCAAUGGUCAGAAUGGUUUGAUGUUGACUUUCCCACUUCUGGACCUGAAGGAGGAGACCUUGAAACUUACAGCAACAUCCGAGCCGCGGGAGGGAGAAUCUGUGAAAAGCCUAUAAAUAUAAAAUGUCAAGCUGUAAAUCACACAGAUCUAAGCAUUGAACAACUCGGUCAAGUCGUUCAGUGUGAUGUCACAGUUGGACUGAUAUGCUACAAUAAAGACCAACCUGGAGAAACUAAGCAAUGCAUGAAUUUCAGGAUUAGUGUGCUUUGUUGCGAAGAAAACCCCGAAUGCAAGACAACAACUUUGCCACCCACCUCAACCGUGAUAACCACCACCAGCAGUACCACCAAAGAAACAAGUCCCACCAUUAAGACGACAGUUAUCCUUCCCAAAACUCCCACAGUAACCACAACUGCUUUGCCCACCACUACCCAGUUACCCACACCAACAACUCUCACUACGACCACUCCACCAACGACCACAUGUGCGCCUGUCACCUGCCAAUGGUCAGAAUGGUUUGAUGUUGACUUUCCCACUUCUGGACCUGAAGGAGGAGACCUUGAAACUUACAGCAACAUCCGAGCCGCGGGAGGGAGAAUCUGUGAAAAGCCUAUAAAUAUAAAAUGUCAAGCUGUAAAUCACACAGAUCUAAGCAUUGAACAACUCGGUCAAGUCGUUCAGUGUGAUGUCACAGUUGGACUGAUAUGCUACAAUAAAGACCAACCUGGAGAAACUAAGCAAUGCAUGAAUUUCAGGAUUAGUGUGCUUUGUUGCGAAGAAAACCCCGAAUGCAAGACAACAACUUUGCCACCCACCUCAACCGUGAUAACCACCACCAGCAGUACCACCAAAGAAACAAGUCCCACCAUUAAGACGACAGUUAUCCUUCCCAAAACUCCCACAGUAAGCACAACUGCUUUGCCCACCACUACCCAGUUACCCACACCAACAACUCUCACUACGACCACUCCACCAAUGACCACAUGUGCGCCUGUCACCUGCCAAUGGUCAGAAUGGUUUGAUGUUGACUUUCCCACUUCUGGACCCGAAGGAGGAGACCUUGAAACUUACAGCAACAUCCGAGCCGCGGGAGGGAGAAUCUGUGAAAAGCCUAUAAAUAUAAAAUGUCAAGCUGUAAACCACCAAGACCUAAGCAUUGAACAACUCGGUCAAGUCGUUCAGUGUGAUGUCACAGUUGGACUGAUAUGCUACAAUAAAGACCAACCUGGAAAAACUAAGCAAUGCAUGAAUUUCAGGAUUAGUGUGCUUUGUUGUGAAGAAAACCCCGAAUGCAAGACAACAACUUUGCCACCCACCUCAACCGUAAUAACCACCACCAGCAGUACCACUAAAGAAACAAGUCCCACCAUCACGACGACAGUCAUCCCUCCCAAAACUCCCACAGUAACCACAACUGCUUUGCCCACCACUACCCAGUUACCCACACCAAGAACAACUCUCACUACGACCACUCCACCAACGACCACAUGUGCGCCUGUCACCUGCGAAUGGUCAGAAUGGUUCGAUGUUGACUUUCCCACUUCUGGACCCGAAGGAGGAGACCUUGAAACUUACAGCAACAUCCGAGCCGCGGGAGGGAGAAUCUGUGAAAAGCCUUUAAAUAUAAAAUGUCAAGCUGUAAACCACCCAGACCUAAGCAUUGAACAACUCGGUCAAGUCGUUCAGUGUGAUGUCACAGUUGGACUGAUAUGCUACAAUAAAGACCAACCUGGAGAAACUAAGCAAUGCAUGAAUUUCAGGAUUAGUGUGCUUUGUUGCGAAGAAAACCCCGAAUGCAAGACAACAACUUUGCCACCCACCUCAACCGUGAUAACCACCACCAGCAGUACCACCAAAGAAACAAGUCCCACCAUUAAGACGACAGUUAUCCUUCCCAAAACUCCCACAGUAACCACAACUGCUUUGCCCACCACUACCCAGUUACCCACACCAACAACUCUCACUACGACCACUCCACCAACGACCACAUGUGCGCCUGUCACCUGCCAAUGGUCAGAAUGGUUUGAUGUUGACUUUCCCACUUCUGGACCCGAAGGAGGAGACCUUGAAACUUACAGCAACAUCCGAGCCGCAGGAGGGAGAAUCUGUGAAAAGCCUAUAAAUAUAAAAUGUCAAGCUGUAAACCACCAAGACCUAAGCAUUGAACAACUCGGUCAAGUCGUUCAGUGUGAUGUCACAGUUGGACUGAUAUGCUACAAUAAAGACCAACCUGGAAAAACUAAGCAAUGCAUGAAUUUCAGGAUUAGUGUGCUUUGUUGUGAAGAAAACCCCGAAUGCAAGACAACAACUUUGCCACCCACCUCAACCGUAAUAACCACCACCAGCAGUACCACUAAAGAAACAAGUCCCACCAUCACGACGACAGUCAUCCCUCCCAAAACUCCCACAGUAACCACAACUGCUUUGCCCACCACUACCCAGUUACCCACACCAAGAACAACUCUCACUACGACCACUCCACCAACGACCACAUGUGCGCCUGUCACCUGCGAAUGGUCAGAAUGGUUCGAUGUUGACUUUCCCACUUCUGGACCCGAAGGAGGAGACCUUGAAACUUACAGCAACAUCCGAGCCGCGGGAGGGAGAAUCUGUGAAAAGCCUAUAAAUAUAAAAUGUCAAGCUGUAAACCACCAAGACCUAAGCAUUGAACAACUCGGUCAAGUCGUUCAGUGUGAUGUCACAGUUGGACUGAUAUGCUACAAUAAAGACCAACCUGGAAAAACUAAGCAAUGCAUGAAUUUCAGGAUUAGUGUGCUUUGUUGUGAAGAAAACCCCGAAUGCAAGACAACAACUUUGCCACCCACCUCAACCGUAAUAACCACCACCAGCAGUACCACUAAAGAAACAAGUCCCACCAUCACGACGACAGUCAUCCCUCCCAAAACUCCCACAGUAACCACAACUGCUUUGCCCACCACUACCCAGUUACCCACACCAAGAACAACUCUCACUACGACCACUCCACCAACGACCACAUGUGCGCCUGUCACCUGUGAAUGGUCAGAAUGGUUCGAUGUUGACUUUCCCACUUCUGGACCCGAAGGAGGAGACCUUGAAACUUACAGCAACAUCCGAGCCAUGGGAGGGAGAAUCUGUGAAAAGCCUAUAAAUAUAAAAUGUCAAGCUGUAAACCACCAAGACCUAAGCAUUGAACAACUCGGUCAAGUCGUUCAGUGUAAUGUCACAGUUGGACUGAUAUGCUACAAUAAAGACCAACCUGGAAAAACUAAGCAAUGCAUGAAUUUCAGGAUUAGUGUGCUUUGUUGCGAAGAAAACCCCGAAUGCAAGACAACAACUUUGCCACCCACCUCAACCGUGAUAACCACCACCAGCAGUACCACCAAAGAAACAAGUCCCACCAUUAAGACGACAGUUAUCCUUCCCAAAACUCCCACAGUAAGCACAACUGCUUUGCCCACCACUACCCAGUUACCCACACCAACAACUCUCACUACGACCACUCCACCAACGACCACAUGUGCGCCUGUCACCUGCCAAUGGUCAGAAUGGUUUGAUGUUGACUUUCCCACUUCUGGACCCGAAGGAGGAGACCUUGAAACUUACAGCAACAUCCGAGCCGCGGGAGGGAGAAUCUGUGAAAAGCCUAUAAAUAUAAAAUGUCAAGCUGUAAACCACCAAGACCUAAGCAUUGAACAACUCGGUCAAGUCGUUCAGUGUAAUGUCACAGUUGGACUGAUAUGCUACAAUAAAGACCAACCUGGAAAAACUAAGCAAUGCAUGAAUUUCAGGAUUAGUGUGCUUUGUUGCGAAGAAAACCCCGAAUGCAAGACAACAACUUUGCCACCCACUUCAACCGUGAUAACCACCACCAGCAGUACCACCAAAGAAACAAGUCCCACCAUCACGACGACAGUCAUCCCUCCCAAAACUCCCACAGUAACCACAACUGCUUUGCCCACCACUACCCAGUUACCCACACCAACAACUCUCACUACGACCACUCCACCAACGACCACAUGUGCGCCUGUCACCUGCCAAUGGUCAGAAUGGUUUGAUGUUGACUUUCCCACUUCUGGACCCGAAGGAGGAGACCUUGAAACUUACAGCAACAUCCGAGCCGCGGGAGGGAGAAUCUGUGAAAAGCCUAUAAAUAUAAAAUGUCAAGCUGUAAACCACCAAGACCUAAGCAUUGAACAACUCGGUCAAGUCGUUCAGUGUGAUGUCACAGUUGGACUGAUAUGCUACAAUAAAGACCAACCUGGAGAAACUAAGCAAUGCAUGAAUUUCAGGAUUAGUGUGCUUUGUUGCGAAGAAAACCCCGAAUGCAAGACAACAACUUUGCCACCCACCUCAACCGUAAUAACCACCACCAGCAGUACCACUAAAGAAACAAGUCCCACCAUCACGACGACAGUCAUCCCUCCCAAAACUCCCACAGUAACCACAACUGCUUUGCCCACCACUACCCAGUUACCCACACCAAGAACAACUCUCACUACGACCACUCCACCAACGACCACAUGUGCGCCUGUCACCUGCGAAUGGUCAGAAUGGUUCGAUGUUGACUUUCCCACUUCUGGACCCGAAGGAGGAGACCUUGAAACUUACAGCAACAUCCGAGCCGCAGGAGGGAGAAUCUGUGAAAAGCCUAUAAAUAUAAAAUGUCAAGCUGUAAACCACCAAGACCUAAGCAUUGAACAACUCGGUCAAGUCGUUCAGUGUGAUGUCACAGUUGGACUGAUAUGCUACAAUAAAGACCAACCUGGAAAAACUAAGCAAUGCAUGAAUUUCAGGAUUAGUGUGCUUUGUUGCGAAGAAAACCCCGAAUGCAAGACAACAACUUUGCCACCCACUUCAACCGUGAUAACCACCACCAGCAGUACCACCAAAGAAACAAGUCCCACCAUCACGACGACAGUCAUCCCUCCCAAAACUCCCACAGUAACCACAACUGCUUUGCCCACCACUACCCAGUUACCCACACCAAGAACAACUCUCACUACGACCACUCCACCAACGACCACAUGUGUGCCUGUCACCUGCCAAUGGUCAGAAUGGUUUGAUGUUGACUUUCCCACUUCUGGACCCGAAGGAGGAGACCUUGAAACUUACAGCAAUAUCCGAGCUGCAGGAGGGAGAAUCUGUGAAAAGCCUAUAAAUAUAAAAUGUCAAGCUGUAAACCACCAAGACCUAAGCAUUGAACAACUCGGUCAAGUCGUUCAGUGUGAUGUCACAGUUGGACUGAUAUGCUACAAUAAAGACCAACCUGGGGAAACUAAGCAAUGCAUGAAUUUCAGGAUUAGUGUGCUUUGUUGCGAAGAAAACCCCGAAUGCAAGACAACAACUUUGCCACCCACCUCAACCGUGAUAACCACCACCAGCAGUACCACCAAAGAAACAAGUCCCACCAUCACGACGACAGUUAUCCUUCCCAAAACUCCCGCAGUAAGCACAACUGCUUUGCCCACCACUACCCAGUUACCCACACCAAAAACAACUCUCACUACGACCACUCCACCAACGACCACAUGUGCGCCUGUCACCUGCCAAUGGUCAGAAUGGUUCGAUGUUGACUUUCCCACUUCUGGACCCGAAGGAGGAGACCUUGAAACUUACAGCAACAUCCGAGCCGCGGGAGGGAGAAUCUGUGAAAAGCCUUUAAAUAUAAAAUGUCAAGCUGUAAACCACACAGACCUAAGCAUUGAACAACUCGGUCAAGUCGUUCAGUGUGAUGUCACAGUUGGACUGAUAUGCUACAAUAAAGACCAACCUGGGGAAACUAAGCAAUGCAUGAAUUUCAGGAUUAGUGUGCUUUGUUGCGAAGAAAACCCCGAAUGCAAGACAACAACUUUGCCACCCACCUCAACCGUGAUAACCACCACCAGCAGUACCACCAAAGAAACAAGUCCCAUCAUCACGACAACAGUUAUCCUUCCCAAAAGUCCCACAGCAAGCACAACUGCUUUGCCCACCACUACCCAGUUACCCACACCAAGAACAACUCUCACUACGACCACUCCACCAACGACCACAUGUGCACCUGUCACCUGCGAAUGGUCAGAAUGGUUCGAUGUUGACUUUCCCACUUCUGGACCCGAAGGAAGAGACCUUGAAACUUAUAGCAACAUCCGAGCCGCGGGAGGGAGAAUCUGUGAAAAGCCUAUAAAUAUAAAAUGUCAAGCUGUAAACCACCAAGACCUAAGCAUUGAACAACUCGGUCAAGUCGUUCAGUGUGAUGUCACAGUUGGACUGAUAUGCUACAAUAAAGACCAACCUGGAAAAACUAAGCAAUGCAUGAAUUUCAGGAUUAGUGUGCUUUGUUGUGAAGAAAACCCCGAAUGCAAAACAACAACCUUACCACCCACCACCACUUCUAGUUCAACCCUCCCAGGUUCAACCAAAACACAGGAAGUGAUAACCACAACCGUACCUCAACCCACCUCAAGUAUUACAUCUUCAACCAUCACCAUAGCUAGCAGCACAAGUCAUUGCUUUUGCCAAAUUGGGGAAAAUAUUUAUAUGCCUGGUGAAGUGAUAUACAAGCAAACCGACAGCGAUGGCUGCCUUUAUUUUGCCAUUUGUGGUAGCACAUGUUCCAUUGAAAGAUACAAAGGGCCAUGUGUAUCAACUACAACCAAACCCACCUCAACUCCUCCAAUCGUCUCCACCACUCCUACUACCAGUACUGCUGGUACUACUCCACCACCAGGCUGUCCUGAUGCUGUUCCACCUCGGGUGGAGGGUGAGACAUGGAUAGAAAAUUGCACCAAAGCAACUUGUUUAGGAAACAACAACAUUGUGAUAGGUAAAGUGGAGUGCCCACCGGUACAGAAGAUUGUUUGUGAAAAUGGCUACCCACCAGUAAAGGUUCUCUCAAAGGAUGGAUGUUGUUAUCACUAUGAAUGUGAAUGUAUUUGUAGUGGCUGGGGUGAUCCUCACUUUGUCACAUUUGAUGGAGUCUACUACACUUUCUUGGACAAUUGCACUUAUGUAUUGGUGCAGCAAAUUAUACCAAAAUAUAAUAACUUUAAAAUCCUUCUUGAUAAUUACAACUGUGACAUAGAAGACCAACUUUCCUGUUCCCAGUCUAUUAUUAUACACUACAAAUCUUCAGUCAUUGCGUUAACUCACCAACACGUUAAUGGGAUAGUAGUUAACAAGAUCUAUUUCAAUGGGAAACUCAUCAAGACAAGUUUCCAGAAAGAUGGCAUUUAUAUCCACACACUUGGUAUUAAUAUGGUGGUUGAAAUUUUUGAAAUCGAAACUACUGUCACCUAUAGUGGUAUAAUCUUCUUAGUAAAGCUUCCAUUCAGCAAGUUUUACAACAACACUGAAGGACAAUGUGGUACUUGCACUAACAAUAUAAAAGAUGAAUGUCGCUUACCAAAUGGUGAAGUAACAGAUUGCCCCCACAUGGCCAGCCAUUGGAAAGUGCCUGAUCCUAAAAAGGAUUACUGCUUUGGACCAACACCAUCUGUGCCAACUGAAAUUACACCUUCAUCUGAAAUAUGUCACGCAGCUCCUCUCUGUUCCCUUAUUUUGAAUGACAUCUUCUCUGAGUGCCAUGAGAUCAUACCUCCGGAUCCCUACUUCCGAGGCUGCAUCUUUGAUGCUUGCCAUAUGAAAAAUAUCUCCAUGCAAUGUUCAGGAUUAGAAAUAUAUGCUUCUCUCUGUGCCUCUAAAGGUGUUUGUAUCGAUUGGCGAGGGAAGACCAAUGAUGAAUGCCCCUUUAGCUGCCCUACAGAUAAAGUAUACGAUCCAUGUGGCCCCGUCAAUCCUCCCACCUGUGAUAACAGUAGUCCUCCACAGACUGGAGGAAUAACGGAAGGUUGCUUCUGUAAAAAUGGAACCAAACUCUUCAGUACCCACAGAGAUAUCUGUGUGCCUGAUUGUGGUUGUACUGGACCAGAUGGGUUACCCAAAGUGCCUGGAGAAACUUGGAUUAGCAACUGCCAGAAAUGUACUUGUGAGGAAUAUUCUCUUAUAGUACAAUGUAUUGAAGAACCAUGUCCUACCAAAGCUACUCCUGUGGAAUGUUAUUUUGAAGGGUUUGUACCCAUCACAAUAUUAACUCCUGAAGAAAAGUGCUGCCCUCAAAAACAUUGUGUGUGCAACACUUCUCACUGUCCCAGUUCUAUUGAAACCUGCCCACUGGGAUAUGAAUUAAAGAAGGAAAACUUCCCAGGAGACUGCUGCAUUAACACCACUUGUGUGAAAGUACCAGGCUGUGUUGUCGAUGGAAAGUUCUACAGUCCUGGGGCAGUUGUACCAGGAGAAUUAUGCGAAUCAUGCAGAUGCUCUGAAAAAGGAGAUCUAGAAAACAACGUGGAGUGUGUUUCUCAAACCUGUGACCAAAGAUGCCCGCUGGGUCAUAAAUACCAGGAAGUAUCUGGACAAUGCUGUGGCAAAUGUGUGCAGAUUGCUUGUGUUCUGAUAUUGGACUCCUCUCCUCCCCAAGUGAUCAAGCCAGGAGAAACUUGGCACCCACCAGGAAACAAUUGUACUUCACAUGAAUGUGAUCUUGUUGAGGACCAAUAUGUUCUUGUCACUAUCAAGAAAGCCUGCCCUCCAUUUGAUCAAAAUUGCCGGCAUGACUAUGUGACAGUCUCUGAUGAUGGGUGUUGCAAGUUGUGCAGACCUCCAAAGGUGGAAUUCUGUGCACCAAUAAAUAUCACCAAAACAAUAAAACACAAUGGCUGUGAAUCUUCUUCACCUAUUGAAGUAACAUACUGUGAAGGCCAAUGUGACAGUUUUUCAAAGUAUUCAUAUAAAGCAAACACGAUGGAUCAUAUAUGCAACUGUUGUCAAGAGCGAAAGACUACGAAGAAGCAAGUGACCUUGAUUUGCCCCGAUGGUUUCACCGAGGAUUAUUCUUACCUCCAUGUUGACGAGUGUGAGUGCGUCAAGACUGAAUGCAACAUUUUGCCUACACCACAUCAGCAAGAAUUGUCCACCUUCCCACCGCAGCAGCAGCAACAGCAAGAGCAAGAACAGCAACAGCAACAGCAGCAGCAGCAAGAACAGCAGCAGAAAAAGCAGUAAGAAUAAAAGCUGCAGCAGGAAUGAAAGGGACGCUCAGGACCAGUCUAAACAUUUCCAAAAAGUGACCCAGAAUUGAAUAAAAGUUAAAAUGUAAUAAAAUGUAAAAGUUAUGCUCAAGAAACAUUCAACCAAAUAUUUUCUCUUCUGCAUGCCAAACAUUUUGAAAUGUCCUGACCUUUUCUUGGGUGUAGGUUCAACUGAGACUAUAUGAGUUUAAAAAAAACAAAAACUUGGAGAUAGAGGGGAAGAGGCUUGGUGUCAAUAAUUGGAGUUGGGGGUGAAGAAAUAAAAAGGAUGUAUUGGUUUGGUUUGGGAUCUUCUCUUGAGAAGCGACAAUUCCUGCAUUAAGUGACAGGUAGUACUAUUUUAAUUAAGACGGAUGAAGCUUUUAGCACUAGCUGACAGAAGCCAGACAAGAUCUGGAAACCGAGUAGGAUUUUGAUCCAAAUUCAUCUCUGUUGCAUGUGACAAGAACAUUGGUUGGUAUUUGCUAAAAUGGCAAGCAUAGCUCUCAGUUCUCUGACAUAAUUUUUCUUACUGUGCUUCCAAAUUCGUUUUUCUACAAACUUCAUUUUUUUCCCCCUACUCUUUCCAAAUAUGAGACAGGCUAUAGAAUGAUGUGAGAUUCUUUGUAGAUUUAUUACUAUUGCAAGAAGGAAAAAAAACAUGAUGAAGUGUGGCUGCUGCUGAAGAAGACUGUUUACAUGAUACCAUCAGCAUAGUAGUUGUAUGAGGAUCUGGAUUAUUUUUGUAAUUGUUUACAGAAUGGACUAACAUAUGUAUAUGCACACCAAAAGGUCCUUGGAGAAUUUUUGUAAACCAAAGUAAUAAAUAACAAUAAUAUAACUUAGAAUUUCUGUUCUAAGUUAGUGAAUUGUUUUCGAACAUCUAAUUACUAUUUAUUUGUUUCCAGAAAAAUAAAUUUUCAGGGAUAUUUUCUUCUGAAUAAGUGCUCUACUGUCUGUCAACUAAUGCCUGGCUGAGGGAAAUUUUCAUCUUUUAUACUUGUUAUUUGUUGCUCAACAACAGCUAAAUGAUUAAUAAA